Pseudomyrmex gracilis is the source of this 631-nucleotide messenger RNA. RefSeq names its product H/ACA ribonucleoprotein complex subunit 2-like protein (gene NHP2). Gene Ontology annotation, biological process: rRNA pseudouridine synthesis; snRNA pseudouridine synthesis; ribosome biogenesis. Lineage: Eukaryota; Metazoa; Arthropoda; Insecta; Hymenoptera; Formicidae. Gene Ontology annotation, molecular function: box H/ACA snoRNA binding. The record is from RefSeq and is a predicted model, not a curated record. The transcript has 3 exons. The coding region runs from base 106 to 567 and encodes 153 amino acids. Gene Ontology annotation, cellular component: box H/ACA snoRNP complex.
UAGAUUAGUAGAAAUCAGAGAAGAAAAACGUGAGCGAACGCAGGUUUGCGGGUUUGCUUGUUAACACGUGCUGAUACAUCGUGAAAUAGAAAAUAUUUAUUGAAAAUGUCGGAGUCAGAAAAAAUGGACGUUGACGUAAGCAUUGUUAAGGACGAAUCUAAUGAAAUGACUUACGAAGAAAAACUACGGUUUGUGAGUGUUAUCGCUAAACCGAUGGCACCCAAAAAGUUAGCAAAAAAAAUUACCAAGUGUAUAAAGAAAGCGUCCAAGCACAAAACGUACUUACGCAAUGGUUUAAAAGACGUUCAGAAGCAUCUGCGGAAAGGUGAAACAGGGUUAGUUGUCUUUGCUGGAGACGUACAUCCUAUAGACAUCAUGUGCCACUUACCGAUAGUAUGUGAAGACAAAAACAUUCCUUAUUGUUUCAUUCCAUCCAGACUGGAUCUUGGUGCAGCAAUGGGUGUAAAACGUGGCAGUCUUAUGGUGAUGAUAAAAGAACAUGAAAGUUACAAGGAACUUUAUGAUGAAGUUAAAGUUACUAUGAUGACACUUUCUGCACCUUUAUAGUUUUAUAAAGUUUUAUAAAGUGUGUGAUAUAUUUAGUUUGUAUCUUAAUUUGUACAUUUUACUU